Molecule: messenger RNA, 1190 nt
Organism: Onychostoma macrolepis
Lineage: Eukaryota; Metazoa; Chordata; Actinopteri; Cypriniformes; Cyprinidae
Exons: 5
Coding region: 308-1129 (273 amino acids)
Source: RefSeq, a predicted model, not a curated record
CAUUUGAUUCGGACCGGGAUUCAUAGCGCGUUUUGCGAAUCAGUUUGUCCCCCUGAUCCCCCUCAUCCCCCCCGGCAAAUCGCACCCUGGAUGUGGUGAUAAAAAGACCAGCCAUCACUUGAUUUGACCAUCUUCUGCCCUCUUGAGGAUUAAAGGAGCACCUGCAUUCCAUUCUCUCCCAGUUAUGCCAGAUUUCCCGAGAAGUUGAGGUACACGUCAGAAUGGAACCUGUACUGGUGAGCGGACGUGUACAGUGACCUCAGCAGUUUGUGCGUAUCAGCUGACACACAUACACAGACGGGAAAACAUGGAACGCGGUUUCUCUCUUGCUGGACCUUCUUCUAAUCCUCGUAAACGUCAAGUACGAUUUUCAGCACGUCAUGACAUCCUGCUCCUUCGUGAGGUGAUAGCACAGAACCCCUUCACUUCUAAAGAGUCAGGCCGAAUCUGGGCAAGGGUGGGUGAAAUUAUUACUGCGACCCUACAGGAUGAGAACUUUGAGGUGGAUGGACGUAGAUGCAGGGAGAGAACCAUGCUACUGCUAGAUUAUUAUAAAAAACAGGACUUUGCAAGUCUACGCAGGUUUGGUACGGAACGCCUGUAUGCACAGAAAGAAGACCUGUUGCAUGAAGUUCUGGAGUUGGAGGCAGAGAAGAAUCUUCUGGCAAGUGGGGAAAGUAAAUACCAAGAUGAUGAACUCAGGAAGAGAGCACUGGAGGAAUUAUCAUCCCCUGAGCCUGACAAAUCCACUGUGCUCUCAGUAACAGCAGCUCCCCCCACUGUGGUAGCCAGCCCAGAACCUGAGGAGCAGGAGGAGGCUGAACUCACAGCUCCUACAGCCAAACGGCCAUGUCAGUGCUGCUGCCAGACCUACUCAGAGAUCCUAAGCUUCUUAGAAAAGCGAUUUGAAGCAGAGCAGAGUCUGCGAGAGGAGGAAAUGGCACUGAGAAGAGAGGAGCUAGAAAUCCAGAGGAAUAAGAUUGCCCUGGAUCGGGAGCGUCUCGGAGCAGAAAGAAAAGAGCGGGAACGUCGGUUUGAGCUGGAGAGUCAGGAAAGAACUCUCUGUGGAAGACCGACUGAAAGGUGGACCAUGAAGAGGAGGAACUCAUUGAAGGGCUGCAGAGACUGACACUGUCAAAAUAAAGUUUAAAUAAUUAUGAUACAUGCAUGUAACUUGUGCAUCAAAAAAU